GAGGCGUGGGUGGGUUGCCACAGGCCUUUCACCCCGGGGGUCCUUCCUGCUGGAAGUCUCACUCCCCCACCUUCCAGAGGGGCGGGGCUCUCCAAUGGCGAGGUGGUAACCCAGGUCAGGUUUUUGAGACUCUAGGCUUUGUCCGUCGGUGGGCCUAAAAGAAGCUGCCAGUAGCUGGUCCUGGUGCCCAGGGCCCCCACCCUCGCCUCCCCGGCCUUGUCAUUCCACCAAGGACCGGGCUACUGUGCCUGCCCAGGACUGACCCACCGCCCGUCCCGGGGCAGAGUGGCUAAAGAGCACCUCCCUCCCCAUCAGGCCAGCCAAGGAUGGGGGGAGCCAAGGGGCCGGAGCAGUGGAGUGGGCGGGGUGCAGUCUCAGGGCUCCGUGAUGUCAGCGGUACUGGGAAGGGGAGGAGGGUCGGCUGUUUUUCUGGAGAGUUAGGAGCUGGAGUGAGACAAAGCACCGGGCAGAAGCGCAGCCAGGCGCCGGGCCGGCACCAUGCAGCUCUGGCCCCGCAUUCUGCUGUGGAAACUGGUGCUUCUGCAGAGCUCUGCGGUCCUCCUGUCCGCAGGGCCCGCAGGGCCUCCCCCAGCCGGCAGCGGCGGGCAGCGGCGGCGGCGGCAGCUCGGUGGUGUCGGAGUCAGCGGUGAGCUGGGCCGCGGGGGCCCAGGCGGUGCUGCGUUGCCAGAGCCCGCGCAUGGUGUGGACCCAGGACCGGCUGCACGACCGCCAGCGCGUGGUCCACUGGGACCUCAGCGGGGGGCCCGGCGCCCCGGGCCGCCGCCUGGUGGACAUGUACUCGGCGGGCGAGCAGCGCGUGUACCAGCCCGGCGACCACGGCCGCCUCCAGCUGUCCCCCUCCGCCUUCCACGACGGCAACUUCUCCCUGCUCAUCCGCACGGUCGAGGACGGCGACGCGGGGCUGUACACCUGCAACCUGCACCACCAUUACUGUCACCUGUACGAGAGCUUGGCCAUCCGCCUGGAGGUCACCGACGACCCCCGCGAGGCGCGCGCCUACUGGGACGGCGAGAAGGAGGUGCUGGCCGCCGCCCGCGGCGCGCCCGCCCUGCUGACCUGCGUGAACCGGGCGCACGUGUGGAGACCGACCGGCACCUGGAGGAGGCGCAGCAGGUGGUGCACUGGGACCGGCAGCCGCCCGGGGUGCCGCACGACCGCGCCGACCGCCUGCUCGACCUGUACGCGUCCGGGGAGCGCCGCGCCUACGGGCCGCCCUUCCUGCGGGACCGCGCGGCCGUGCGCCCCGACGCCUUCGCGCGCGGCGACUUCUCGCUGCGCAUCGGCCCCCUGGAGCCCGCGGACGAGGGCACCUACUCCUGCCACCUGCACCACCACUACUGCGGCCUGCACGAGCGCCGCAUCUUCCACCUGCGCGUCAGCGAGCCGGCCGCGGAGCCGCCGCGCGACUCGCCCGGCAACGGCUCCAGCCCCGACGGCGUCCCGGGCCCAGAUCCCACCCUGGCGCGCGGCCGCAGCGUCAUCAACGUCAUCGUCCCCGAGGGCCGGGCCCACUUCUUCCAGCAGCUGGGCUACGUGCUGGCCACGCUGCUGCUCUUCAUCCUUCUGCUCAUCACCGUGGUCCUGGCCACCCGCCAGCGCCGCCGCGGGGGCUGUGAACACUCAGACAAGCGGUCAGGAAAGGCAGAGGGGAAGGACACGAAGGUGGCAGAGUUUUCUGUGGCCACAGGGCACCAGCCUCCUUACAGGACUGAGGACAUCCAGCUAGAUUACAAAAACAACAUCUUGAAGGAGAGGGCAGAGCUGGCUCACAGUCCCUUGUCUACCAAGAAUAUCGAUUUGGACAAAGAGUUCAGAAAGGAGUACUGUAAAUAGAGGGCUCUUGGGCUCCUGGCUGGGCCAGCAGCUCUGCCCCAGAGGACUUCGGCCCAUCCUCACGGAGGCCCUCCCAGAUCCCUCUCAGCGGCUGGCCCCGCUUCUCCUGGAACUCGCCUGGACUGGUGGAGUUGUUGCCGACAUUCGGUUCUCCCAGGAGCCACCCUCAUCUUUCAGAACAGCUGUGGGUGCCUAUGGACUCUGCCACAGUGUGGCUGCUGCCUUCCUGUCACCCGUGCCCAACUAGUGGCCCUGCUCCAGUUUUGGCACAGCCAAGAGCCUAAUAAUGUCCACUAAUCCCUCAGGCCCUCCAGAUCUCUGCUUGCUAGAGGGAGCAAGAUACAGGGUUAGGCAGGACCGGAAGCCCAAACCCAGUCUCAGACCCGCCAUCCCUUCUGCAGGGGAACCCCCCAGGGGCCUUCUAGAUUGCACAGUGCAUACGUCAGAGGCAAAGACCAGCUGCCCUCUGUCCUGUAAGGGCACUGAGGAUUCACUCAUAGGUCUUCCUUGGACAGCAGGGGCUGCCUUUCCCUUUCUCUGCUUUUAGCCCAUCUGCAGCAAAUUUUCUUAAGAGCUUCCCCCCACAGUCACUGAACUCUAUAUGACUUUUGGCCCUGAUACCUAUCCCUGGAUGAAAUCAUUUGGCCAAACAGAUUUGGCUGAGGUCGAGGUAGGAGGUGCUAUAGAAGGUUCUUGGUAGCCUGUGCUACCUGUGCGCCUGCUGGGAGAAUCGGCACAUCACAAUAAAGCCCAUAUCUGAUUUUACACUUGG
Messenger RNA from Perognathus longimembris pacificus (Pacific pocket mouse), 2626 nucleotides. It is a transcript of the gene Mxra8, whose product is annotated as matrix remodeling associated 8. The transcript has 10 exons. Gene Ontology annotation, cellular component: cell surface; membrane. Gene Ontology annotation, biological process: cell adhesion; establishment of glial blood-brain barrier. NCBI's taxonomy places the organism in Eukaryota, Metazoa, Chordata, Mammalia, Rodentia, Heteromyidae. Bases 499 to 1854 code for a protein of 451 amino acids. The record is from RefSeq and is a predicted model, not a curated record.